Molecule: messenger RNA, 1392 nt
Organism: Austrofundulus limnaeus
Lineage: Eukaryota; Metazoa; Chordata; Actinopteri; Cyprinodontiformes; Rivulidae
Product: metastasis suppressor protein 1
Biological process (GO): plasma membrane organization; positive regulation of actin filament bundle assembly; adherens junction maintenance
Cellular component (GO): cytoplasmic side of plasma membrane; actin cytoskeleton
Molecular function (GO): phospholipid binding; actin binding
Source: RefSeq, a predicted model, not a curated record
GGCGACAGCAGGUGCCGUGGCUGCCUUCCUGGAUUCUUUUCAGAAAGUUGCUGAUCUGGCUACCAACUCCAGAGGUGGCACCAGAGACAUUGGAUCAGCUUUAACGAGGAUAUGUAUGAGGCAUCGCAACAUUGAGGCUAAACUCAAACAGUUCUCAAUGUGCUUCCUGGAGGGUCUGAUCAGCCCUCUGCAGGAACAGAUGGAGGAGUGGAAGAGAGGUGUCAACACGUUAGACAAGGACCACGCAAAAGAGUACAAAAGAGCUCGACAGGAAAUCAAGAAGAAGUCUUCAGACACACUGAAACUUCAGAAAAAAGCCAAGAAAGCUGAUAAUCUGGGCCGGGGUGAUUUUCAGCCUCAGUUGGACAGUGCAAUGCAGGAUGUCAGUGAUAAAUUCAUUCUCCUGGAGGAAACAGAGAAACAAGCCUUGAGGAAGGCCCUCAUCGAGGAGAGGCAGAGGUUUUGCUGUUUUGUAGCCAUGCUGCAGCCUGUAGUGGAUGAGGAGAUUUCCAUGCUUUCAGAAGUUACCCAUCUCCAAACCAUCUCUGAGGACCUCAAAACCCUGACCUCUGACCCCCACAAGCUUCCACCUGCUAGUGAACAAGUGAUUUUGGACCUAAAGGGUUCGGAUUAUGGUUGGUCGUAUCAAACACCACCCUCAUCCCCAAGUACCACCAUGUCCAGGAAGUCCAGCAUGUGCAGUAGUCUGAACAGCGUUAACAGUAGUGACUCCCGAGGAUCCAGUGGCUCUCACUCUCAUUCUCCUUCCUCCUCUUCUUCCUCCUCUUCCUCACACCACGUCUUUCACAACCAUCACCCCCGCCAUCGCUACCGCAGCUCCACGUUACCCCAGCAGGCCCCAGCUCGGCUCUCUAGCAUCUCCUCCCACGACUCGGGCUUCAUUUCCUCGUCGCAGGACCAAAACGCAUCGUUCAAAUCAUCCUCUCCGAUGCCAGCUGAAACGAAGCCAAUGGUUUCGACCACCACAGUCCAGCCAGCCCCCACUACCUGCAUAGCAAUGGGGGCGGYUUGGGCACGGCCUUCCCCUUCUUCCCUCCGUCCUCCCCCUCAUCCUCCACCUCGGGUCCGUCCCGUUCAUGGUCACGCCCCGCCUCGGCUUUGCUUCCAGACUUCCCCAACUACAGCUUGUUGGGUUCCCCCAUGGUGCCUUCGUCACGAGUCCCUAGUUGGAAGGACUGGGCCAAACCAGGACCUUACGACCAGCCUAUGGUUAACACACUGAGGAGGAAGAAGGACAAAGAUCCCCCGGCUGUGGUGGACAGUAAUGGCCACCCUUCAGGCCAUGCUUCAGCCUCAGGACCUCCUCCUGCUGGGCUGCAAACACCAAGCCUGUUAGAAGACAAGAACAGGAUCAUGGCUGCACCUCUGAAG